Theobroma umbraticum is the source of this 600-nucleotide messenger RNA. Its product is annotated as inactive protein RESTRICTED TEV MOVEMENT 2-like. NCBI's taxonomy places the organism in Eukaryota, Viridiplantae, Streptophyta, Magnoliopsida, Malvales, Malvaceae. The record is from RefSeq and is a predicted model, not a curated record. Gene Ontology annotation, biological process: cellular response to heat.
AAUUGCAAUUCAAUCUUCAUAUGCUCUAAAAUCCUAAAAGAGAAUUAAAAGAAAAGAAAGAAAGACAAAGUUUGCAGCCUUCCAUGGAAACCACUUAUGAAGAUUUUGAGCCCUUGUGCAAAUGGCGAAGGGAGCAAAAGAGUGACACCCUCGAGGUCCACCUCCCAGGAUUCAAGAGGCAGCAAUUGAGAGUUCAACUUAGCAGUUCUGGGAUCAUAACCAUUACUGGAGAACGUCAAUUGGAUGAAGCUAAAGCUAUAAAAAGCCGAUUCCGCAAAGAGUUUCCAGUUUCAAAGGAUUGUCAACCAAACCAAAUUCAAGCAAAGUUCAGCAAUGGCGUUCUUUCCCUAGUAAUGCUUAAGCAAGAGUCUAGCAUUUCCGGUGCUGGUGGGAAUGUUACUUCAGGCAAAUUUCUAAGUUCAAUAAUGAAUAUGAAUAAAAGGGUAGCUUUGGAAAUCAUAAUAGCAAUAUGCUUGGUAUUGGCUGUUCGAGCUUAUGUUAAGAAAUGUUGCCAAUGCUCUCAUCUUGGGAAUUAAGUUUACUUUGUAAUUUGAAACAUGAAUGAAAAUUAAAUACAUAAUAAGUUGAACUUAUUGUUUA